Molecule: messenger RNA, 762 nt
Organism: Cryphonectria parasitica EP155
Lineage: Eukaryota; Fungi; Ascomycota; Sordariomycetes; Diaporthales; Cryphonectriaceae
Product: family 61 glycoside hydrolase
Exons: 3
Source: RefSeq, a predicted model, not a curated record
AUGAAGAUUACCCUGCUCACAGUCAUAGCGGGUCUGUCUGCGCACAGGGUUGCUGGCCAUGCUACAUUUCAAGACCUGUGGGUAGAUGGGUCGACAUGCGUGCGUCUGCCCCUAAGCAACAACCCUGUCACAGACGUCACAUCCAACGACAUCGCCUGCAACGCCGGCACCAGCCCAGUCGCCCAGAAAUGCACCGUCAACGCCGGCAGCACCGUCACGGUCGAGAUGCAUCAGCAGCCCGGCGACCGCUCGUGCGCGAACGAGGCCAUCGGUGGCGACCACUACGGGCCGGUCCAGGUUUACAUGGCCAAAGUGGCGGAUGCCACGACGGCGGUCGGUGCCUCGGCGGGAUGGUUCAAGAUCUUCGAGGAUACGUGGGCCAACGCGGGCAGCUCGGGUUCGGAUGAUGACUGGGGCACCAAGGACCUCAAUACCUGCUGCGGCAAGAUGGACGUCAAGAUCCCCUCAGAUAUCGCGGCUGGGGAUUACCUCCUCCGUGCCGAGGUCAUCGCCUUACACGUGGCGAGCUCGACUGGCGGCGCGCAGUUCUAUAUGAGCUGCUACCAGAUCACCGUCAAUGGAAGCGGUACGGCGUCGCCAGCCACAGUCAAGCUGCCAGGUGCAUACUCGGCUUCAGAUCCGGGAAUUCUCAUCAAUAUCUACCAGACCAUGACAACAUACAUCGCUCCAGGGCCGACUGUCGUGUCGGACGGAUCGACGAGAAGCGCCGGAGCUGCGUGUGCUGGGUGCGAGGCGACCUGC